GGCCGCUUCGCAGGGCGGCAAUGGCGGCGCCGAGGCGCGGCCUAGCCCAGCGCAGUGUUCGGGGGCUCUGACAGCGCUUCCCGGGGCGGCUCUGGCUUCCCGUCCCGUCCCCUCUGCCGGCAGCAGGGAUGGACCAGCGCCUGUCUGAGCUGGUGGAGGAGCUCACCACCUCGGGGGAGCCGCGGCUGGAGCCGGGCAGGGUGAAGGAGCUGAAGAGGAUCUGCAGGUCUUCAGAGGAACACAUCAACCAUGUGUAUCACCUGCUGAUGACGCGGCUCAACGAGGAGCAUGCCGAGAUGCGCUUCUCAGCUUUCCAAAUCGUGCAGGAGUUGUUCAUCCGAUCCCAUCAAUUCCGGACUCUAAUUAUUUCUAACUUCCAAGAGUUCUUGGAGCUGACAGUUGGGAUAGACCAUGAGCAGCCUCUUCCCCCACCAAAAGAGGUGGCGCAGAAACUGAGGAAAGCAGCCAUUAAGGCAGUGCAGGAGUGGCAUGAGAAAUACGGAGAGGCUUACAAGAAGCUCUCUCUGGGAUAUCACUUCUUAAAGCAGAAUAAGAAGGUGGAUUUUCAAGAUGUGCAUGCCAGAACUGUGGCUGAAAAGAAGAGGGAGGAAGAGAAGCAAAAACGACUGGAUAACAUUUACAAAGAAAAAGCCAAAAGAGCUGAAAAAGAAAUGGAAGAAAUGUCCCACGAGAUUGCCGACACGCUGACAGAGAUGGAAAACUGUUUCCAGCUCCUCAUGCCAGAUCCUUUCGACUUCACUGUGAAUGUCACAGAAGUGGAACCCAACAAACAAAUGCCUGCUGAUCAGGAUAGACCGGCAUCCACCUUAUCCUCCCAGACGGAAGUUAACCAGUCCUAUUUUGGAUGCAUGGAUGAUGAACAGCCAUGCUGCAGCAAGGACAUUCUCUCUGUUUCUCAGUGCGGUAGAACUGAUAAAGAGUUAGAUGAGAAACAGGAGAAACCUGAGCAGGAAGGAUUAGAUGGAGACACAUGCUUGGAAGUUCAGUCUGGUGUCCCUGCUUUCACUGAUGAUGAUUACCAGACUUUCGUGCGGAACCAUGGGCUUAUUUCACAUAAGUAUACUCUAGACCUUGAAAUCUCCACAGAUAUACAAGUGCAUGAGAACGAAGAUAAUGCUGCCAUAAUAAAUAAUGUCACGGAUGCUCACAAACUCCUCAAAAAUAAAUUCUGGCCUUCUGUGCAGUCCUGGAUUCAGUUAUUUACCAGAGCAGGAAUAAAUGAUGAUCGGCUAAGAUGUGCCAUUGGUCUCAAGAAUAAAUUGGAGACUGCUAUGAAGAAAUACAAGGAAAUGAAUAUUUCCUUUAAAGAGAGAAAAAGAAAAGUGAUGAAAGCCUCUGGUGAUGACGAUGAUGAUGACGAUGAAGAUGAAGACGAAUUUGUGGAGGUCCCGGAGAAGGAAGGUUAUGAGCCCUACAUUCCAGACCACCUGCGUAAAGAAUAUGGGCUAGAACCCCAGUCGCCUCCAAGAGCACCGGUGGGGAAGACAUCGAUAGGACCAGCUCCGGUGAGCUCCUGCAGCCAGCUGAAAGGGAAUGAAGACGAGCUUGAUCCAACCUGUGCAGCUGCCACGCUGAAACUCAUUAGAGACAAACUACCGAAGUUACCACCUCCACAUGCCAGUGAUUCUGCAACUACUGAGUCAGCAGCCUUGGAAGAGCCCGACAGUAAGAGAAGAAAACGAGAAGAGGAGAGAGCUAAAGCUCCCCUCAUGCCUUUUGGAUUAGAUCUUCACUACUGGGGACAGGAUCAGCCAAGUGCUGGAAAGAUUCUCAAAUUUACUUCUGAGCAUCGAUUUUGGGCACCCAGUGAAGUAGAAGAAGAGGUGGAAAAUAAAGAAAUAACAGAAAUGUUAAAAACUAGAUAUAUAACAUUUGCUGGCAAGUUUGAACCAGUGAAACACAAAUGUCGAGCGCCAAAGCCUGAUGGAAGUCUGUGUGAAAGACAAGAUCGGAUAAAGUGCCCUUUCCAUGGAAAGAUAAUUCCUCGGGAUGAAUCCGGGAUUCCCAUUAGUGCAGAGGACAGAGCCAGAGAAGAAAAGAUGCGGUUUGAGAAGCAAGCAACUCAGCCAGAGUGGCGAGAUCCAGAAUUCAUGAGAGAAGUUGAAGUGGCUACAGGAUUGGAUCUUGGUUCCUCUAAAAUUAAUGGAAAAGAAGGGAAAAAGAAAGGGAAGAAGAAAAAAUAUCCAAAUCUGACAGACCUGAAGCAGCAGGCUAAUACUUCUCGUUCCCGGCUUGAGAAGAAAGUCUUCAAUAAAGGUGCUGUGAAACGGGUGGUGAAAGCCAUGAACCGAGCUGACCAAAGAAAGCACGAGAAGUUUGCCAACCAGUUUAACUAUGCACUGAAUUAAAUUGUAAUAAAAUGAAGGGCAAAGAAGAUUAACAAGAGUGCAAUUGCACAAAACCUUUAGCACAGAUCUUCAUAUUUACACUAAAAUACUGUGCAUUUUCACCGGAGUAAUUUUAAAAAUUAUUUUCAACUUUAACUUAUUUGAUAAUGAACAUUAAUUUUGGCAAAGAUUUGGUGAUGUAGAAGGGAAUGCAUUUAACAAGUUGAUAAUUAUUUGAAAUAUACAUGAAACGGAGCACAUUUUAUGACUUUUAGGUUUUUGGAUUUGAGUUUUUUUUCCACCCUAAGGGACUCAUAUAAUUUAUAUCUCCUUUGCCAACAUGUGUGCAUCCACUUUCCAAAACUUCAGAAAGAAGAUGCCUUAGAAAAAGUUAGUUUUUUACCAGAGAUGGCAAUGCACAGAGGAUUUAUUCAGCCUACUAGUCUAGAAAGUGUGCCACAUCGAGCAGCACAGUGGCUUCUGCAGUACCUCUGAAGACCUCUUGUGUAUGCAAUGAAAAAGACCCCAAAUCAACUGAUGCCUUCAGAUAAUGGAUGCAGUAGAGUAGACUUCAGCAGACUGAAAUCCAAGAACUAAUUCAAAGUUGGUAGCUGUGGUAGUGGAAAGACUGAAAUGCCAAAGGGCAUCCUGGUCUGCUUUGCCAAGAUGGUAUUCCAGUAUCUUGCAGAACUACAUCUGGAAAGCACGUUGUGACAAUUUGUUGAUAGUCAGAAUGUGUUGCAGUUUAACUGAUACAAAGAAUUUUGAGCGCAAAGUGAAAGUAUGAGGUUUAAAAAAAAAAAAAAAAAUUAUUCAAGUGGUGUGUUGUACUAGUGAACUGCCUGGCUUGAAGCCGUUAAAAUUACAUCAGUCUUGAGCCCGAGAAUGCAUCGAUGGAUUCAGAGAUAAACAGAAGCAGUUAACGUGCAUAUUGAGAUCAAGCAGCUGGAUGGUUUGUUGUAAUUGGCUGGGUACUUAACCAGAUCUCCCAAACCUGCAUGGCUGGCUAUAGUCAUGUUUUAAGCAGAGUGAACCAAGCAUUGACCAGCUGAGCUCUUGCAGGGUUUUGUACAGCUUUAUGGGUGAAGGAAGUCCAGAAUAUCAAGGAGAAAUAGAGUGUUUGAAAAUCAAUUUCAAAGUGAAAUGCAGAAGUCUUCAAUAAAAUCCAGAAUACAAAUUAGGAUGGAUUCUCUGCAGCACUGGCUCAGUCACUCACCCAUUGGAGGCAUUUCCACAUGCAUCAACAAACUAUAAGAAUUAAAAAAGGAGGAAAGUUAAGCUCCUUGGUGGUGUAGCUUCUGACCACCUCAGAUGAGAACUAAUUUACAGUUCUGCCAAAUACCUUUUCAUUUGCACAAGUACUGCUUAGAAAGCAAUUCAUGCUGAAUCUUGAUAGUUUAUCUCACAAGAGCUCAAUGCUUUGGAAGACGUUUUCUUUCUUCAGCACAGAUAUUUAAAAGAUGUACUUCUAAACUACCAGAAAUAAAAUAAUAAAUAGUUGGAAUUUUGAAGGAUUUUUACUGCACUGAAAAGCAAAGCCGCUUCUACUAUUUGACUGGCUAACUUAGCAGUGAAGGCUUCAAGUGAAAACGUAGAAGAGGACAAACCAAGUUCAUCACCAGUUCCAUUGAAUCACUGCUAAAUUGAUUUUAUUUCUUAUUAAGGAUAAAGACACAAAAAAUAAUUGAAAACAAGCAAAACCACCACCACCAAAAUUCUAUGGAUCUGAACGUAGUAUAGAUCAUUGGGUAGGAUCCCAGAAUAGUCUGUAUAGAACUGUUUUACCUUGGAGACUUGACGUUCAGAAGAGACACAAAUGUCAUUGUGUCACUAUACCAGACAUUCUUGAGCCUGCACAGACUGAAGGUGUUCAUUUAUAAGACAAGUUCUCUCUCCUCCCUGUAAAGAGAGUGGGGAAUUUAUGUUCUACAGUGGCACUUUACCCUUCUUGUCUAUGGACAUGAGAUGUCAGCACUAGAAAAUUCCCAGCAGACCGUAGGUGCACUUUACCCCAUUUUGGGCCUUUAGUAAAAUUAAAAAGUAACCAAACCCAAACGCUGGGAUUGGAAAGGGAAAUGGUAAAAAUCUAUGUGGAAAACGUGUGCUUGGUGAGUAAUGCUUUAUUGUAACGCUACUCAGUCACAUCAGUUCUAGAAUUAUCAGCCAAAACUUCCUAUCUGGACCUGAGUGUCUAGUCCACCAGUUAAAUCUGAUCCUGUCAUGUAAUUGGUGUACUCUCACCCUUUCUUUAUUAAAAGGACACAUGCAUGCAAAAAGGCCUUUUUUCUAGAGCCCCUCUUUCAUGCAGAAAGAGAAUUUGCAGAAUUAGGGUUUCCUAGCAAGUGACUUGGAGCUGGCUGACUCGGGUGCACGGACUUUGGCCAGGUUAGGAAUAACCUUUUUUAAGCUCUUCUACUUUUCUUCUUAUUUCUGUUUUUGUUGCAAGAACUUUCUUUGUCAGGUGAGGAAUAUACUGAGAUGGAUAGGAAUUCAUUUCUUUCUCUUUCUGCCUUGAAGCAAGAAGGACUGUUGACUCUUCAUAGGAGAAUCAGUUAAACACGCAUGAUGUUAGCCUGGCUCUUACCUGCAUGCAUCUUCCCCUCAUCCAGCAUUUGAGAAACCCAUGUUUCCUCUGCAAUAUUAAUUACUGUCUCAUUUAAUCAAAUGAUUUAUCUGUAAGGCAACUCGGCAUAUUUACAUAUAACAGCUCUUGAAUUUUGCCACUUAAGCAUUCUUGUUAGACCCAGUCAGACAAAAUUCAGAGAAUUUUAGGAGCUUUCCCCUUUUCCUAAGUUUAUGUGUAGCUCUGCUGAAGAAAAUUUUUAAAAAGACAUCUAUCUCCCCAAGUCCAGCAUACCUUCAUUACACAGAAAUCCUUUUAAAUUCAAGAUAAAUUAAUCUACUUUUUGCAUACAUCACACCUCUUUGUGCAUCACUUUAUUUACAGCAACUUAGAAAAUCAAAGUCUCCAGCUCACCAGCUCUUCAAGCAUCGUAGUUGCUAAACUGUCUGUGUGACAUUUCUACUGGAACUUUUUCUCUUCCUGUCCUCAGGGCUUCUGAAAAUGAAAAAAAGUUAAUAAAAUAAAACUAUCAUUGACGUAAUUGUGCUUUU
This is a messenger RNA of Cuculus canorus (common cuckoo), 5462 nucleotides long. RefSeq names its product UV stimulated scaffold protein A (gene UVSSA). The transcript is spliced from 13 exons. Gene Ontology annotation, cellular component: chromosome. The coding region runs from base 129 to 2369 and encodes 746 amino acids. Gene Ontology annotation, biological process: transcription-coupled nucleotide-excision repair; response to UV. Gene Ontology annotation, molecular function: RNA polymerase II complex binding. Lineage: Eukaryota; Metazoa; Chordata; Aves; Cuculiformes; Cuculidae. The record is from RefSeq and is a predicted model, not a curated record.